Messenger RNA from Drosophila ananassae, 623 nucleotides. Its product is annotated as Golgi-associated plant pathogenesis-related protein 1. Lineage: Eukaryota; Metazoa; Arthropoda; Insecta; Diptera; Drosophilidae. The coding region runs from base 96 to 605 and encodes 169 amino acids. The record is from RefSeq and is a predicted model, not a curated record. The transcript is spliced from 3 exons.
CAUUUACCCGAUCCAUUAAUGUCAUUGAUUGGAAGUAUAUUUUUUUGGACUGGGUCUGGGCACUCCCCAUACCCCGAAAGGGAAAAAUUCUAAACAUGGCCAGAAAACCACCGCCCAUACCGAAAACCCACGAAAGGACACCAGGCCCCAGGGGUCAGGACACCAAGGCCAACAACGAUCUCUUCUUGAAGGAGGUCUUCAAUACUACCAACAAGUUCCGGGGAAUGCACGGAUGCCCUGCUCUGACAAUUAAUAACGAAUUGAAUAAACUUGCCCAGGAGUGGGCCAAUCACCUUCGUGAUAAGAACGCCAUGGAACAUCGACCGAAUCCCAAGUUCGGGGAAAACAUUUUCCUCUCCGGCGGCAUGGACGUCACUGGUGAUCUGCCCGUGGAAAUGUGGUAUCGGGAAAUCAAUAGCUACGAUUUCCAAAAGGCACAGUUUGCCCCAACCGCAGGACACUUUACUCAGCUGAUCUGGAAGGGAUGUAAAGAAAUGGGUUCAGGUGUGGCGCGAAGGGCGGAUAGAACUUGGGUGGUUUGCAACUACAAUCCACCUGGAAACGUGGUCGGUCAAUUCAAGGAAAAUGUGCCACCAAAGAAAUAAACUAAAUUCCGGUUAAAA